Molecule: messenger RNA, 11785 nt
Organism: Lymnaea stagnalis (great pond snail)
Lineage: Eukaryota; Metazoa; Mollusca; Gastropoda; Lymnaeidae
Source: the annotation of a GenBank genome assembly
GUACUGGAACGUCAGCCUCCAGCAGCGAGCCGAGGGCUGGGCGCACAAAUGCCUCUUCAAGCACGAGCGUAACCCUGACCUUGGCGAGAACCUCUUCUUCGACACGGACCACGACAACGACGUCUUCCUCCGCGGCAUGAAGGCGUGGCACGAUGAGAAAUCCAAGUGGGGCUACACUGACCAGGGCUGCAGGGGGACGUGCCAUUACACACAGGUAAGCUCCAUCAGGUGUCUGAACGACAACUUUGCUGUAUCUCUAGCACUAUCAUUUCUUGUAUCCAAAGAGUGCUAAAACGUGCAGAAAUGAUUAAUUUUUAAACAUGAGAAAAUCAUAUCUGAAAAGCACGUUCUAAAUAGUUUUUUUUUUCCACCUGAAGUUAAAAACAAACUGAGUGUUGUGUGACAGAUGUUGUAGUGACGCUAGCUUUCCAUUUUUUCAUGAUAUUUUCCAUGCUGCGUCCGACAGGUCGUAUGGUCCUACACAACAACGGUCGGCUGCGCUGCCCACGUCUGUCCAGCACUGAGUGUUUCCGGACGCUACAUCAAGGACGCUAUGUAUCUCGUCUGCUACUACUAUCCCAGGUAUUUGGAAUGAAAACUUUAAUCCAAAAGCUACAACAUCCAUUUUGAAGACGGAAAUGAAGCCAUGCUCAAAUUAAAUUGGAAUAAAGAGCCUACUCGGAAACGUGUUUGAAUGGAAAUUUGUUCGAAAUAAAUUUUCUUUGCAGUUAAAUAAGAUUACGAUAAUUUUAAGGGUUCUGGGGAAAAUAUCAACUUUUUAAGAAAGUUAAAAUUGUUGUUUCUUUUUCCUUUAACUUUAUUGGGGAACAAAACUCGCGUCGAACAAAUUUAUUUCGUAAAAUUUCCGAUAACAAAUAAAUAUUUGUGUGAUGUUAAAAUACUAUUGCUUAACGGGGGGGGAGCGAGUUAUUUUUUUUUCAAAGGGUCCGGGUGUUUUGAUAAAGAAACAAAAACAAAAAACAAAUAGGUCAAGGUCGAAGGGAGUCAAAAAAUAUAUAUAUAUAUACAAUUUCUCUUUUUUUUUAAAAAUGAAUGUUUGCCGGCCUUUAAACAAUAGUCCCCCAGACAGUAGUCCUACACCAUACCUGCCGGCCUUUAAACAUAAGUCCCCCAGACAGUAGUCCUACACCAUACCUGCCGGCUUUUAAACAAUAGUCCCCCAGACAGUAGUCCUACACCAUACCGGCCGGUCUUUAAACAAUAGUCCCCCAGACAGUAGUCCUACACCAUACCUGCCGGCCUUUAAACAAUAGUCCCCCAGACAGUAGUCCUACACCAUACCUGCCAGCCUUUAAACAAUAGUCCCCCAGACAGUAGUCCUACACCAUACCUGCCGGCCUUUUAACAACAAUCCCCCAGACAGUAGUGAUACCCCAUACCUGUCGGCCUUUAAACAAUAGUCCCCCAGACAGUAGUCCUACACCAUACAUGCCGGCCUUUAAACAACAGUCCCCCCGACAGUCCUGCCCCAUACCCGAUGCUCUUUAUUAAUUAAUAUACUAGUCGUCUCCACCUAAACGGAAAAAUUCAACCUUUUUACCCGAGUUCAACGUCACGUCACGAAUGACACACCAGAAGCAAUAUAUAUAUAUAUACCAGAAUUUUAAUUGUUAAUGUUUCGUCAUGAUUUCCAUGUGUACUGUGUAAGUGUUGUGUUGUCCAAUUUGUCAACACCUGACUCACGUCUGUUAAUAAAAUGAAAAAACAACAACAAAAAACAGUAGUUAUAUAGCCAGCCAAACUUGGCUACAGCAAUGCGUCAAUUUAAUAAUAUAUACAUUCAGAAUGACAACAUUAAUCUUUUUUUAAUUAUGUAAAAAUGUGUUUGUUAACCAACAGAGGCAACUUCAUAGGUCAGUUUCCAUUUUCCCGCGGUCAGUCAUGCUCUGGGUGCGACAAGGAGGACACAUGCUCUGAAGGCUUGUGUAUAUCGUCUGGACCUGAGUCGAAGCGAGCCCCAGGUGAGACCUCGGGUCUCUAUCAUCACUCUCUUAAAACGUUUUAGCAGAGCUCUUUUACCCGGGGGGGGGGGGGGGGGGGGGGGGGAUCUGGAUGUAGUCCAAUGGUGAACAUCGAAUGAACGCAUCUAGUAAAAAUUCGUGUUUUGUAGAUUUUUAGUUUCGUUUCUUGUACUGUAAGCCUACUUGAGAGUAAAAGUAUAAUAUAACUUUUUAUAAUAACAUUUGGUUGUUAAGUUGACAAUGAGGUGUACUUUUGGUUGUUAUGUUUGCAGUGAGGUGUACUUUUGGUUGCGUGAUUGUUGUGAAGUAUACAUUUGGUUUGAAGGUUGGUAGUCAAGUUUACUUUUGGAUGUGGAGUUGGUAGGGAAGGGUGCUUUAUGUUGUCGAGUUGGCAGUGACGUUUGCUUUAGGUUGUGACAUUUGCAGUGAAGUGUGCUUUAGGUUGUCGCGUUGGCAGUGAAGUGUGCUUUAGGUUGUCGCGUGGGCAGUGAAGUGUGCUUUAGGUUGUCGCGUGGGCAGUGAAGUGUGCUUUAGGUUGUCGAGUUGGCAGUGAAGUGUGCUUUAGGUUGUCGCGUGGGCAGUGAAGUGUGCUUUAGGUUGUCACGUGGGCAGUGAAGUGUGCUUUUAAAGAAAAUGAAGUUUCAGCUUUAUAUUUUAAAAACAUAGAAUGGCUACAAUUCUUUGCUUCUCCUUUUUUUUCAGAUUUUGUCAAAUCGCUAUCGCCACAGGGCAAUUUUCGGCACACCAGCUCAUCAUCCUUCGAAGCUUUCAAGUCCUUAAGUCAAGAUUUUUCAUCCUUGACCCAUCGCAUCUCCAAACCUGGCCACCAAACCGCCCAUUUUGCCGAACGCCACCAGAAGACAGAAACAUUGUCUUCCUCAUCUUCCUCACAAACUCACUCUGUAUCCAACAACGGGGGAUACGAAACGAGGCACCAUCAAAUAUCUCACCGCCACCACCAUCAACAGCAGGUGGAGCAGAAGGAGGUGGCGUGGAUCCACCAGCAGACAUCAAACAGCGCAAGGCAAGAUAGAGAGCAGGACACGGGCCUGAAAGAACAGCCAGCAUACGAGUUGACGCGAGUCCUGGAGGCACAGAGAAGAGAUGAGCAGAUACGCCGGGAGCAUCACUGGCGAGAAGAGCAAAGGCAGCACAAUCAGCAGCAGAUCAAGACCGGUCGUGAAUACUCGCAGAAGACCAGCAGAGAAGAGGAGUCUAAAAUAAGUUACAACUCUGAUCACGAUCGGGUGUUAUCAAAUCCACACAUGACAAAUUAUUCCACGAACAAUGAUUUGAAUACACGGGGCCAAGUGACAACGACGUCCUCAUCGGAAGCACAACGGAGAGAGCAAGAGAUGCUGGCACGGAUGUACCACAGCCAGGUCCAUAGAACUGGGACUAGUGUUGAUGACUUAAAGAAAUCCAACCGGGCCCCCCAGGAAGAAAUACCCGACAACUCUGGGAGAGAAGAUGACACGUUGGUGCUGAUUGGAUCGAAGAGAGACGGAAAGAACGAAGGGUCGGAAAAUGCUGAAGAUUUGGAUACAUAUCUGGAGGCGUCUGGCGGAAAGCCGUGCAGCGACAGACAUCCUGAGUGAGUGGGCAGUUGGUUCAUAGAUAUAUCUAGUAAAUAUAAAAAAAAAUAUCUAUCAAUGAGUCCGAUUUUAUUAUUAUGUUGUUAAUUUAAUGAGUGUAAAUCCUUGAGGAGUGGGGUUUUAAACUUUUGUAGAGUAAGUGGAAUCAUGGCCCUGCAGGGGAAUUUUGGGCCUCGAGCAAAUCCAAAUUUUUGGCCCCCGCAUAUUUCAAAAUUAUUGAAUUUAAUGUUUGAAUUCCGCUCUUGGGGGCCCCUUUGCGGGCUGGACCCGAAUGAUUUACUCGGUUGCCUCGGCCUCUAUACAACCUUGGGUUGAGUAAUGCAUGAAGUGAUAUAUCACCUGAUCAUGUGGUUAUUGAUCGGAAGUUAAUCUAAAAAUAAGUGAACCAUAUAAACAAGCAUAAAACGUAUGCACAUCUCGGUGCUUUUAAACUAAAUGGCAAAUCAAGUGACGUGCAUGCUCAAUGAAGUUUAGUUUAUUUCAAUAAUUGAAUUCCGUCAUUAAACAAGGUCUUGCUCACAUUCAGGUGUGAACGCUGGGCCACAAAAUGCUACAGGAGCGCGGCCGUGACCUUGUCGUGCCCCUUGACGUGCGGGAAGUGUGGCAAACAUCUGGCGGAGCCGCAGAACGACCAACGUCCUCAGAGCAGCUACCACGCCCCCGGCAGAAGGCGUAACCCGAAAGGCUAUCACGUGGCGAUGAAACGGAACCGUCAACAACGGCGUCAACGGGAGCAGGAUGAGAGGACCGAACAACGGUUGGUAGGACAUAGGACAUGACCUGGGUUUGGUGGGACAUGGGACACGACCGGGGUUUGGUGGGACAUGGGACACGACCGGGGUUUGGUGUGACAUUUAUUGACAUUAGCUAGGUUAGUUUGAUAUGUGACAUUAGGUAGGUUUGUUUGAUAUGUGACAUUAGCUAGGUUUGUUUGAUAUGUGACAUUAGCUAGGUUUGUUUGAUAUGUGACAUUAGCUAGGUUUGUUUGAUAUGUGACAUUAACUAGGUUUAGUAUGACAUGUGACAUUAGCUAGGUUUGUUUGAUGUGUGACAUUAGCUUGGUUAUGUAUGACACGUGACAUUAGCUAGGUUUGUUUGAUGUGUGACAUUAGCUUGGUUUGGUAUGACACGUUACAUUAGCUAGGUUUGUUUGAUGUUAGACAUUAGCUUGGUUUGGUAUGACACUUGACAUUAGCUAGGUUUGUUUAUGUGUGACAUUAGCUAGGAUUUGUAUGACACGUGACAUUUGCUAGGUUGGUAUGACACGUGACAGUAGCUAGGUUUGUUUGAUAGUGACAUUAGCUAGGUUUGUUUGAUAUGUGACAUUAGCUAGAUUUGGUAUGACACGUGACAUUAGCUAGGUUUGUUUGAUGUGUAACAUUAGCUAGGUUUGGUAUGACACGUGACAUUAGCUAGCUUUGCUUGAUAUGUGACAUUAGCUAGGUUUGUUUGAUAUGUAACAUUUGCUUGGUUUGUUUGAUAUGUGACAUUAGCUAGGUUUGGUAGGACACGUGACAUUAGCUAGGUUUGUUUGAUAUGUGAUAUUAGCUAGGUUUGUUUGAUAUGUGACAUAAGCUAGGUUUGUUUGAUAUGUAACAUUAGCUAGGUUUCUUUGAUAGUGACAUUAGCUAGGUUUGUUUGAUAUGUGAAAUUAGCUAGGUUUGGUAUGACACGUGACAUUAGCUAGGCUUGAUUGAUGUGUAACAUUAGCUAGGUUUGGUAUGACACGUGACAUUAGCUAGCUUUGCUUGAUAUGUGACAUUAGCUAGGUUUGUUUGAUAUGUGACAUUUGCUAGGUUUGUUUGAUUAUGUGACAUGAGCUAGGUUUGGAUUGACACGUGACAUUAGCUUGGUUAGUUUGAUAUGUGACAUUAGGUAGGUUUGUUUGAUAUGUGACAUUAGCUAGGUUUGUUUGAUAUGUGACAUUAGCUAGGUUUGUUUGAUAUGUGACAUUAGCUAGGUUUGUUUAUAUGUGACAUUAGCUAGGUUUGUUUGAUAUGUGACAUUAGCUAGGUUUGUUUGAUGUGUGACAUUUACUAGGUUUAGUAUGACACGUGACAUUAGCUAGGUUUGUUUGAUGUGUGACAUUAGCUUGGUUAUGUAUGACACGUGACAUUAGCUAGGUUUGUUUGAUGUGUGACAUUAGCUUGGUUUGGUAUGACACUUGACAUUAGCUAGGUUUGUUUAUGUGUGACAUUAGCUAGGAUUUGUAUGACACGUGACAUUAGCUAGGUUUGAUUGAUGUGUAACAUUAGCUAGGUUUGGUAUGACAUGUGACAUUAGCUAGGUUUGUUUGAUAUGUGAUAUUAGCUAUGUUUGCUUGAUAUGUGACAUUAGCUAGGUUUGUUUGAUAUGUGACAUUAGCUAGUUUUGGUAUGACACGUGACAUUACCUAGGUUUGUUUGAUAUGUCACAUUAGCUAGGUUUGGAUUAACAUGUGACAUUAGCUAGGUUGGUAUGACACUUGACAUUAGCUAGGUUUCUUUGAUAGUGAAAUUAGCUAGGUUUGUUUGAUAUGUGACAUUAGCUAGGUUUGGUAUGACACGUGACAUUAGCUAGGUUUGUUUGAUGUGUAACAUUAGCUAGGUUUGGUAUGACACGUGACAUUAGCUAGGUUUGCUUAAUAUGUGACAUUAGCUAGGUUUGUUUGAUAUGUAACAUUUGCUAGGUUUGUUUGAUAUGUGACAUUAGCUAGGUUUGGUAGGACACGUGACAUUAGCUAGGUUUGUUUGAUAUUUGACAUUAGCUAGGUUUGUUUGAUAUGUGACAUUAGCUAGGUUUGUUUGAUAUGUAACAUUAGCUAGGUUUCUUUGAUAUGUGACAUUAGCUAGGUUUGUUUGAUAUGUUACAUUAGCUAGGUUUGGCAUGACACGUGACAUUAGCUAGGUUUGAUUGAUGUGUAACAUUAGCUAGGUUUGGUAUGACACGUGACAUUAGCUAGGUUUGCUUGAUAUGUGACAUUAGCUAGUUUUGUUUGAUAUGUGCCAUUUGCUACGUUUGUUUGAUUAUGUGAAAUUAGCUAGGUUUAGAUUGACACGUGACAUUAGCUAGGUUUGUUUGAUAUUUGACAUUAGCAAGGUUUGUUUGAUAUGUGACAUUAGCUAGGUUUGUUUGAUAUGUGACAUUAGCUAGUUUUGUUUGAUAUGUUGCAUUAGCUAGGUUUGUUUUAUAUAUGACAUUAGCUAGGUUUGGUAUGAAAUGUGAUAUUAGCUAGGAUUGUUUGAUGUGUGACAUUAGCUAGGUUUGUUUGAUAUGUGACAUUUGCUAGGUUCGGUAUUAGACGUGACAUUAGCUAGGUUAGUUUUAUAUGUGACAUUAGGUAGGUUUGGUAUGGCAUGUGACAUUAGCUAGGUUUGUUUGAUAGUGACAUUAGCUAGGUUUUUUUUGAUAUGUGACAUUAGCUAGGUUUGUUUGAUAUGUGACAUUAGCUAGGUUUGGUAUGACACGUGACAUUAGCUAGGUUUGUAUGAUACUUCACAUUAGCUAGGUUUUAUAUGACAUGUGACAUGGGCUAGGUUUGGAUUGACAUGUGACAUUAACUAGGUUUGUUUGAUGUUUGACACUAGCUAGGUUCGUUUGACAUGUGACAUGGGCUAGGUUUGAUAUGACAUGUGACAUGGGCUAGGUUUGAUAUGACAUGUGACAUGGGUUAGGUUGAUAUGACAUGUGACAUGGGCUAGGUUUGAUAUGACAUGUGACAUGGGCUAGUUUGAUAUGACAUAUGACAUGGGUUAGGUGUGAUAUGACAUGUGACAUGGGCUAGGUGUGAUAUGACAUGUGACAAGGGAUAUGUUUGAUAUGACAUGUAACAUGGGCUAGGUUUGAUAUGACAUGUGACAUGGGCUAGGUUUGAUAUGACAUAUCCCACGUGCCAAAGAAGAGUAAGUAUAGCGUGGCUUUAAAUAUCCAAGCGGCCUCAAAAAGUCUAGACCCCCCCCCCAGGGUAUCUAAAAUUACCAUUGAAAGACACGACCUAAAACAGUGCUGGUCCUACUCAUUGACGCCCUAUGCUCCUGGCCUCAUUGGUACCCUAUGGCCCUAGCCUCAUUGGAGCACGUAUGGUCCUAACCUCAUUUGAGCCCUAUGCUCCUAGCCUCAUUGGCGCCCUAUUGUCCUAGCCUCAUUGGCACCCGUGUGGUCCUAGCCUCAUUUGCGCCCUAUGCUUCUAGCCUCAUUGGUGCCCUUUUAUCCUAGCCUCAUUGGCGCCCUAUGGUCCUAGCCUCAUUGGUGCCCUUUGGUGAGUGCCGGACUUCACUUCAAAAUAAUAUAUUAUACAUUUUUAAAAUUGAAUUUCAAGAAACUUACAUUUAACGGGCUCUUUGUAAAUCUUAUGAUCAAACAAAACAUGUUCCCGGUUGAUUUUUUUUAACAGCUUUGAUACUUUGAUACAAAUUGUAAGAAAUAAUGUAAAUCGGUGUUAUGCACUUAAAAAAAUAAAACACUGCCGUUGCCAAAAGAUGUAAGACAGUUGCCCGGUAGGGUUCAAGGAAUCAAAUUAUGACUCAGAGCUGAAAUUCAAAAUGUUACGCAUCUAGUGCGCAAAUGUAGAGGAAAGUUUGAGUAGCCUAUGGAAUUUUUACUGACGGUUUCUUUUGAUAUAAUAGUAAUGUAAAAACAUAUUCGAAGCAUCUCUACUAUUGGGUUUGUCAUUUAAUGGCGGAAAUCUAUUAAUAGAACAUCCGGGCAUUCAGUUCGGGCAAUCUCAUUAAAUGGCGGGAAUAUUUUAAUAUAACAUCCUGGUACUCCGUUUGGCCAAUCUCUCAACAGCUGUUCCGUACUUCCACAUUAGUGUUAGUCAGCCAAGUGGGUCUUAAACUAGACUAAAACUUGUUUACAACAUUUUACGAAAGAUUUUGAAAACAAUUUGUUCUUUCUAUAUAUAUGCUGAAAUACAUUGUUAGCUGCCAUGUUUUACUAAAAACUUUCAAAAAAUAAUAACAUUGCGUAAUGCUGUGUGACAGUUUCCAGUUUUAGAAAUGAUAAACCCUGUUCGGAGAAUGUUGCUACUGUCAUAACGAUACUUAAAAAGACUUUAAAAUAUUUAAACUUACAUCCAUUGUAUAUAUGCACAAUUUUAUUCCGUUCCUUUACUGACAUGCAUUUGCAAUUAUCUUCUUCUUCUAUAUAUUGUAUUGGUCAUUCUGGCUCCUAUAUAUGUAGAGGGAUUUCCAUGCCUGGUAUUGGAGAGGAUAUGUCACUGGCUGCAAGGACCACUCAGCGAGGGUAUCAGGACAUGGUGUUUGGAAGGCCUGAGGCAAUAGACCCAAACGUGUUAAGCGUUGUCGCCUCACCUGUUUCUUUUGGAAGCUUUUUCCAGCCCUUGAUUGUCUUUGGCAGGAAUGAGCAGUUCCUGUAAUGUGUUCUUACUGUUAUGAGCCGGAUUUGCCUGUCAUGGCCUCGUGGCAUCGGGAGGGGGGGGGGGUCUGUUUAAGGCUGGAGCAGUGGACCAGUCCAUUAUUUAUCUUUUACAUCAUGGAGAGCAUGGAUAAUCGUCGCGUUUCCUUUAAUGAAGCUAAACAGUAGAGGUGUUCCUGUAGCGGUUCAGAACAAUGCGGCUGCCCGUCAUUGGACCGCUUCCAAACUAUCAAUGCUUUGCUGGGUGAAUGGGUCUGGUGCCAUAGCUUAAUGCUUAUUUUCUAUAUAUUGCGAAUCUCAAUAACUCUCAAAAAGAAAUAAUUUCAAAACUUGACUAAUAUUUAUCCUAACUGUGUAUACUUAACAUAGACGGACAGACAAUGAAAAACCUGCCAGGGACCAGCCCAACAGGGAACACACUACCAGGGAAAGCGUUAGCAGAGAACGGACAACAAGUUUACGCCGUCCAGGUAGAACACAGCGGACCAGGCCUCAGAAACUAACAUCCUUGGAUCGGCAAGCUAGUGAACAGACGGCACGAGAUCAGAGGACAAGAGGUCAGUCGAACAGAGAGCAACUGCCCAGAGAUCAGGUCACCAGGGCGUACCAGCCAAGGGAACAGGCGAUCAGGGAGAGUGUAGGGGUUGAUCAUGAUGGCCCUAUGGAGCUCAAGUCCCCGCCUGUUUUACAAGACCAUGCUCGAGGCCGACAUGCGGAAAGGUCAAGGUCGCACAGUCGUGAACAGAGCUCUCCCAGAUCUGCACACAGCACCCAUUCCAGGACACACCAACACACUCAAGGUGAGGUUUUAUUUGAGUUGUUGUCAAACAGGGUUAGAAUUCAAACAUAAUCUCUUAUAUUCUUUUUGCAUGUGGUGUGACUGCUUCCAUAUCCGAAUAGCGCGCAAAAUAUAAUUCCCGAUAACUUCGCUAAAUUAUUUUUUUUAAAAAUAACGUAACUGCGUUUGGUGCGUAAUAUGUUUUUUUUCGUAAAAUGAGAUCGUCUCAAUUUAAAUAUGGUGCCAUAAAGUUUCGGUUCAAAAGUGGUUGGAACAUCAUACUAUUCAUAUAAUUUAUGGGCGUGAAAUAAAAAAGUGUGUAGUGACGUAUCAUGAAGGAAGAAGUGUAGCAAAAAAAUUGGGAUUCUUAAUUGUGCGUUACUUGAGUUCAUAUUUUGUCAAGUAAUUUUAAUAGAUGGAAUGUUAACGCAUGCUGUCGCCAAUGUUUGGCGAGCUGUAUCUAGUUCAUCUUUAUUUUAUGAAUCAUUUAUAUUAACUUAGUUUUUGUUCUUAGUUAGUAUGUUUCUUUCUUUGUUGCUGGGUGUGUAUGGCAAAAUCUUCGGAAGGUUUAUUGACCCCCUAUCCCUUCAACCUAUCAAGCUGAAACUUGGCACAUGGACUCGUUGCCGAUGAAAACAAAUUCUUUCAAAAUUUCAGCCCCACUCCAAACCCCCCAAAACCCAGCUUUUCCUGUUUUUUUUUAAGGGAACAAUGAAGGAAAUCUGAUGAAACUAAUUUCACGAAAUAAAAUUCCCGAUAACUGCGCUAAAUGAGAUUCUUAAAAAUAUCGCAAGUGCGUUUGAUACAUAAUAUUUUCUUGUUUUUUUUGUUCUGAAAUAGUUGGUGUGUUAAAUGUGCGGUGUUAAAACGGGUGAGCCGUUGGUAAACUAAUAUAAAAUAAAAUAAUUUUAAAAUGCAUAUAAAGGAUUUUUACAUCAAAAAAAACCUUUGUUUUAUGGGUUGUUCUAUCAUUGUUGAUAUUAAAAUUACAAUUUUUACACAACUAUUUUUAGACUCCUCGUGAGCAGAUUUAUCUUCCUCGUUUGGUAAAACGGAAAAAGGGCGCAGUGCUUGCCCCGCCCCGGACACUGACAACCUGUCUUUAGUCGCGUGGCUAGGGGUGUGGAAGGGGCGGUCGCCCCCGUUACUUUUUUUAAAAAAUUUAUAUGGAAGGGUGGCAUUUUCAACCAAUUGCAGUGUUUUUCGAGGAGAGGGGGGGGGGGCAAAAGUAUCGGCCUCGCCCGGGUGGCAAUAACCCUAGCUACGCCACUGCCUGUCUUGUUUUAAUAGACUUACAAACCACUAUUAAGUGGAGUCAAUAAUUGCUUUCUAAUUAAUUGGUGUUACUUUUAUUUCCUGCCAUGUCUAGCCCGGCCUGGUGUCUGCAGAGAUGAUCCCAAGUACGUGAAGAGCUGCAAGUAUUGGUUCAAGAAAGGCUUCUGCCAGGGCAAUGAACUCAUCAAGACAAUCUACUGUCGCUGGUCGUGUGCCUCCUGUGGUUAAAUCAGGAAUCUGCUCUAGUUUCAAUGUGCUUCCCAUUUUUUUUACGUGUACAUAUCAAUGUGUAGGCCUACGUGUUAUUUAGGCUACGGUUGUGCACGAGAUGGUGUGCUAUUGAUGACGUGCACUUGAUUAUGUGCACGUGGUGAUGUGCAUUUGAUGAUGCGCACGUGGUGAUGUGUGCAUGACGAUGUAUACGGGAUGAUGCGUAUGUGAUGAUGUGUACGUGAUGAUGUGCGCGUGAUGAUGUGCACGUGGUGAUGUGCACGUGGUGAUGAGCGUGUGAUGCUAUUCAGAGUCAAGGGUGAGCGGUUGUUAGGAAAAGGCUUAUCAUAUUUGCGGUACGAUUAUUUUUCCCAGCACAACUCAGACAUCUCUGCAAUCACGACCAAACAAUCGAAAGGUCAGUCAAGCGAGGGAUGGUCUUAAAUGACGACCGAAGAAUAGUAGGUACCUGGGUGUCGACAUAUUGGACGCACUCCACCUCACCCCACCCGCUCAAAAUACGCCUGAACAUGGAGUGCGUCUCAGGCAUUGACAAUCAAAAUGAUAAAAUGAAAUUUCAGUCAGUCUAU